This is a messenger RNA of Suillus discolor, 529 nucleotides long. RefSeq lists its product as uncharacterized. The coding region runs from base 94 to 471 and encodes 125 amino acids. NCBI's taxonomy places the organism in Eukaryota, Fungi, Basidiomycota, Agaricomycetes, Boletales, Suillaceae. The transcript is spliced from 3 exons. The record is from RefSeq and is a predicted model, not a curated record.
CCGCAUCCCCAAUCGUGCCUGAAGCAACUUGCAUAUAAGAGCAACUAUCCAGCCAAAGGUUUGCUAGGCAAUUGAAACUACACCGUUGAAACCAUGGUUCUUUUUGUACUGGCCGUUUCCUUACUCCUUGCGCUCGGCACGGGAGUUAGUGCAGAAUGCGUUGCCUGUCCUAAUUGCGAUUACGAGCGGAUCAGUAUCGAGCAAGGAGAUGCAUGCAUCAACUUCUGGACGUGCUCAGGCGACACUAUCACGUGCACUUACCCUUCUGUUGCAAAUCCGGGAACGUGGAAUAACUGCUCAUAUAGUGCAUCGACCGGUUGGGCGCUCGCGGAUGGCUCUAGCGAGAUCUGCUUCUCGGGAGCGGGAGCCAAUGCAAAAUGUGAAGCACCGAAUAACCCUUACAACAAUGCUAUCCCAGCCUGCACCGCUUCAUAUGGGCUUAUCAAUGGAACUAACGGUCAGUUGUUGUAAGGAUUGAGGAGUUAAAGAGCCUGGUGCAGCGCGGGCUACCUCUACCGUGAAGUGCACG